AUAUCCGGUGUUAGAAGAGCUGCGUGGGCUCCUGAGCGGCGGGUCAGAAGAGCGGAGGCUGUGUCCCACAGACUCUAGCAUCAUGAACAUAUUUGAUCGGAAGAUCAACUUUGAUGCACUCUUUAAAUUUUCCCACAUAACCCCCUCGACACAGCAGCACCUGAAGAAGGUCUAUGCCAGUUUUGCCCUCUGUAUGUUUGUGGUGGCUGCUGGGGCCUAUGUCCAUGUGGUCACCCGUUUCAUUCAGGCUGGCCUGCUCUCUGCCUUGGGCUCCCUGGGGUUGAUGAUUUGGCUGAUGGCAACACCUCAUAGCCAUGAAACCGAGCAAAAAAGACUGGGGCUUCUUGCUGGAUUUGCUUUCCUUACAGGAGUUGGCCUGGGCCCUGCUCUGGACUUGUGCAUUGCCAUCAACCCCAGCAUCCUUCCUACCGCCUUCAUGGGCACAGCAGUGAUCUUCACCUGCUUCACCCUGAGUGCACUCUAUGCCAGGCGCCGUAGCUACCUCUUUCUGGGAGGUAUCUUGAUGUCAGCCAUGAGCCUGAUGCUCUUAUCUUCCCUGGGGAACCUUUUCUUCUGAUCCAUUUGGCUUUUCCAGGCAAACCUGUAUGUGGGGCUGGUGGUCAUGUGUGGCUUUGUCCUUUUUGAUACUCACCUCAUUAUUGAAAAGGCUGAAAAUGGAGAUAAAGAUUAUAUCUGGCACUGCGCUGACCUCUUCUUAGAUUUCGUUACUCUCUUCAGAAAACUCAUGAUGAUCCUCGCUAUGAAUGAGAAGGACAAGAAGAAGGAGAAGAAGUGAAACGACCAUCCAGCCUUCCCCAGUUUGACUUCUCCCUCCGCCCCUCAUUUCCUCUUUGCACACAUUACAGGUGGCGUGUUCUGUGCUAAUGAAAAGCAUCAGAAAAGCUU
This is a messenger RNA of Hippopotamus amphibius kiboko, 906 nucleotides long. Its product is annotated as bax inhibitor 1-like. The record is from RefSeq and is a predicted model, not a curated record. Gene Ontology annotation, molecular function: enzyme binding. The transcript has a single exon. Lineage: Eukaryota; Metazoa; Chordata; Mammalia; Artiodactyla; Hippopotamidae. The coding region runs from base 83 to 577 and encodes 164 amino acids. Gene Ontology annotation, biological process: negative regulation of apoptotic signaling pathway; cellular response to unfolded protein; negative regulation of RNA splicing. Gene Ontology annotation, cellular component: mitochondrial membrane.